This is a messenger RNA of Funneliformis geosporum, 642 nucleotides long. NCBI's taxonomy places the organism in Eukaryota, Fungi, Glomeromycota, Glomeromycetes, Glomerales, Glomeraceae. The record is from the annotation of a GenBank genome assembly.
AUGACAUUCCAUUUCCUUAAUUCAGACGCGCCCGAUAUAUUGGAAAUGUACACAAGGAGGUCAAGGAGUAGAGUACCAAACAUGUUCAUGGUUUACCGUGCAGAAAUAAUGAAAUUUAGACCGGAUAACAUGACGAUGAUAGAAUACAGUAAAGUAAUUUCACAAUUGUGGAAAGCGAUGCCAGAAAAAGAAAAAGCUGAUCGAAAAAGUAACUUUCAGAAGAUUCGGGAUCAAAUAUUAUCAAAUGCUGUUCAAACUAGCGAAAAUUCGGAUUCGAUAUUAGUUGAUCAAUUCAAUCCGUAUCAAACAUUUCCCAACGAAACGAACGAUGAACGUGUCGUUGUUGGUCAAAUGGGCGAAAGUUCGGACCCUUAUCCUUCGAUGCUAGUUGACCAAUUCAAUAGAUAUCAAACAUUACCAAACGCAAUGAACGACGACCAUUUUUUUGCUGGUCAAAUCAGCGAAAGCUCAGACUUUAACCCACUGAUGACAAAUUAUCAAUUUAAUCAGGAUCAUAGAUUACCAAAUGCAGAGAACGUACGAGUUAACGAAUUUGCCUUUGAUGAAAGUAUGGACUCUAAUGUUCUGAUAGCAGAUAAUAAACCUAUUUAUAAUUUUAAGUCUAAAAUGAGAGGUGAUUGA